Pimephales promelas (fathead minnow) is the source of this 1492-nucleotide messenger RNA. NCBI's taxonomy places the organism in Eukaryota, Metazoa, Chordata, Actinopteri, Cypriniformes, Leuciscidae. The record is from RefSeq and is a predicted model, not a curated record.
CAUAAUAAGCCUUUUUCACGCGUAACUGGAAACUACGUCACGCCGGGUAAACUGAUUUCCGCCACAGCAGAAACUACGGUGUUUGAACAUGGAGCGUUAUUUCACAACUUCUCUCUCGACACUUCCACAGCUAAGAUUUGAGGAUGUUGACAGAAUUGUUGGACAGCACUCAACAGUUAAAGAAACAAGGCUGAGCAAAGGCUAUAAAUUCUUCGUUGAGGAAUUUAUUCACAAUUAUCAAGGUGUCACUGGAGACAGAAGAGGUUGUUUGUAUUUCUUCCUAUAUGUGCAGCUGUGCAGCUGGUAAAGGGUUGUGCAACCAUCUGACAGCACUUGUGUAUCAGACAGCCCACUUUGUGCAGCUGAAUUUACAGUCUGUCCCACCACCACUGGCCUGCACGAGUGAGCCACAGAGAUGGCAUCGUCCAAGAACACAGGGAGUCCAUCCAGAGGCAGUGAGUGAACUUGUUGUCCUGAAGCCAAAGUCAUCUGGGAAGACUGGAAUCAAGUCUACCCUAUACAUGGCUUACACAGGUCCCCUUCCAGAUUCUGAUGUAUUGGCUUCUGGUACCAAACUGAGUCAGAUCCAUCCCCAGCCUUUGCUGGCACACAUGCUAGAGGGCAUGUCAGAAAUAGAGUUGGUCCCCUCACAGUUUGGUCCUGUACCUCGUGGUAGUCCGCUUUCAUACCAAUGUCCCCCUAUAGCUGUAGAUGUUCCUUUUGUUAAUUUCCCCCCACUACCUGUGCUUGGCUAUCAGUUUGGCUGUAAUUUUAAAUAUGUGCCCACACACCAUCAAUCACUUCAUCUUGAGUCUAUAAAGGUUACCCAUUGUUCCGCUUUUCAUAUUGAAGAGGCCACAAGACUACAGUCAAAAUGUACUGCUUGGAGACAAAUGCGGCAAUCAAGAGUUACUGCAAGCAGGUUCCGAGAGGUUUGCCAUGUAGUUGGUGAUUCAGCUGGUCAGUCAUUAGCGGUAAGAAUCAUCAAGGGCACGAGGCAGACAAGUGCUAUAAAACGUGGCCUUGAACUUGAGCCAGAUAUUUUGAGAAAAUAUUCUGAGAUAGCCAGUGUUAGUGUCCUACCUUGUGGUUUUAUUAUCAACCCAGAAGCACCACAUCUAGGAGCAAGUCCAGAUGGACAAGUGCAUGAACCAUCUGAAACCUUCCAAUUUGGACUAGUGGAGGUAAAAAGCACAUCUGCUGAUAACAUUGCCCAGGUUCCGUUUAUGAAACUUCAAAGAGGACAAGCCAAACUCAAAGAGUCCCACAAGUACUACUGGCAAGUUCAAGGCCAGCUUGCAGUAACUGGUCUACAGUGGUGUGACUUUGUGACUGACACAAAAUCAGAUUUCACAAUAGGAUCUAGCGAGAUGCCUUUAUAGCAUCAAUGAAAGACAAGCUAGACAUGUACUAUUAUUAUGUUUACAUGGAUGUGUAUCUUUCAGUGGUAUAAAUGUACGGUAACACUUUACUUAAAGGGGUGUGCGUAAGA